Messenger RNA from Camellia sinensis, 667 nucleotides. NCBI's taxonomy places the organism in Eukaryota, Viridiplantae, Streptophyta, Magnoliopsida, Ericales, Theaceae. The record is from RefSeq and is a predicted model, not a curated record.
ACAAGGGGUGUUUACCGUUGCCCCCGCCAACCUCUACAUUAAACAGCCUCUAGUUUUCUAAUCUCACUCUCUUACUCUCUUUGAUCUUCACAUAUAUAUAUACACACACACCCUAAACAAAUAUUUAUCAUACAAACAACUCUGAAACACCAUCAAUCUUCCCCUUUUCUAAUUUCAAAUUCUAAUAAGCCAAUUCAUUCCUAUUCCUAUUCAAUUCAUUGAAAAAAGAAAAAAAAAAAUGAGCGGAGCAAGAAAAGCUUGGAUCGUAGCGGCGAGCAUUGGAGCAGUAGAGGCGCUGAAAGAUCAAGGGGUCUGUAGAUGGAACUAUGUUUUCAGAUCUCUACAGCGACACGCCAAGACCAAUCUCGGAUCGUAUUACCAAGCUCAGAGGCUCUCCUCUUCCUCCUCUUCGGCGAUCGCUACCAAGAUCAAAGCGGAGAGAGUGAAACGAACGGAGGAGAAGCUCAAGAAAGUCAUGGAUCUCGACUGUUGGGGUCCCAGUACCAUUAGGUUUUAGAAAAUAUUUUAUAUGUACUCUGCUAUUACUACUACUUAUUAUAUUAAUUACAUCUCUGGAUUAAUCUUGGUGGAGGGUUGGGCGUGGUAAUGUGAUGAUAUAUGUACUAAAAAAGAGGGAUUUUAAAUAUAUGUACUAAAUUUUCUUCUA